Molecule: messenger RNA, 13202 nt
Organism: Chilo suppressalis (striped riceborer)
Lineage: Eukaryota; Metazoa; Arthropoda; Insecta; Lepidoptera; Crambidae
Source: the annotation of a GenBank genome assembly
GCGUCAACGAAAGAGUAGGCUAAUAAACCGCCGACAGGCCGCAGAUAAACUACUGUUCUAUGUAUACUGUGGUAUCUUUCAUUCAUUCUAAGGAUGGGCAAGACGCAAGAUCGGUAUCGAAUAGAUUCUUUAUGGAGUAUCGAUUAUUAUAAUAUAAUAUUCAUGGAUCUAUUGUAUACUAACACAUGGAUCUAUGUUGUCCGAAUAAUAAAUGAUUUGAAUUUGAAUAUUUCAUUUUUGUUAUUAGUGAUCUAAAAGUGAUCCCAAAAUAUGUAUUGCAUAGUUAAUUAAAUACGCAUAUAGAACAUGAGGUGUAGAUAUUAUAUCUAGAGAAAUCAAACCAGUAUUCUACAAAAUUUCAAUUAAGAAAGCAAACUUGAACACUCAGCUGGAAUGAAGUUUAAAAUCAAUGUACAUACUACUACUAUACUAUACACAACACGGUACGAAAUAACUGACGGUUGUGAAGGAGAAAACUCUAACACUUUUUUCCAUCCUGCCCUCGGUAAGUCCGUUCCCUCCGAAAAGAAAUUUUAUGCAGAAUUUCUGUGUAAAACGAAAACAGCCAAAGAAAAAAAAAACUUUGAUCAACAAUACUUUAAGGAGAUGAAUAAAAUCGUUAAUAUAGAAAUAUCGAUUAUCAAGCCUAGCAGUUCAUUCAUUUUUCUUUCAUUGAUUGUCUGUCCCUGUCCGUCCAUUCAUGACUGACUUCAUGUUUUCGGCGUUUUCCAUUCAAUUCACUUUUCAUUUCUUUCAUAGCGACUACACGGCGUAUUCGCCAUAAAAUUGAUAAAUUUUAUUCAUUAAAAAAUUGUUACCGUCGAAUUAUUAUCUGAAUCUAUUUAUUUAGUUUGUUAUAUUUUGUGUGGUGCUGUUAUAAUAACAGUUUGAUCUCAGUAAGUUAUGGACAUUUACUAAUUUAUAAAAUCCGGUACCUAUUACAUAGAAAAAACAAACUUUUAAACUACAAAAUAAAAUUGUUAUUAAUAUAAAUAAAUCAAAUUACCAUUUUAAACUAUAAGCAAUAUCAUUAAAAUACCUUAUUUUCUUUCUUUAUUUCAAUUUUUGGAUUGUUACAAAAGUUGUGCAAUAGUUUAUAAGUUUGUUUUAUUUUUAUUGUACCAAGAAAAGUUGUUUUUUACUAAGAAAAUAAUAGAUACUCAAUUUUGGUGCCACAUUGUUUUUAAGCUUUACUAAAAUAUUCGUCAGUGACGCUUUUUAAUCAGAUAAAAUGUAUAUUUUACAAGUUACAAAAUUUAGGGAUACACCAAUAUUCACUUCAAAACUUUUAAAAAUUGCUUACAACACAUACCUAUAUGAAUUUGCAAAAUAUUGGGAAGUGAUAUUAGAAAAAUAAAAGACAAUUACUUUGACCUUAUUCUAUCGUAAUACAACUAACUGUGAUGCCUUGCAAAAAGCUUUUGAUGUGGAAAUUCUUUUGUAAGUAAGUAAGUUUUUUAUAAAUUAGUUGCUAUUUUUAUAUUUAUUAAGUUUUUUUUAUUUGUGUUAACACAGGUAUUUUUAAUUGUAAUGUCUUAUUUUUGUAACAAAGCCAUAUAUGUUAAUUUGCUGUAAACCAAAAACUAUAAUUUUAAAUUGGAUACUUUCACUGGUUAAUUCUGAUUUAUAAUAGUAUUUAUACAGAGUUUUUGUCACAUCUUUCAUCAACAUCCCCAAUAAUGGUGUUGACUCUCUAAACUUUAAACUUUAUUUAACAUCAGUCUCUCCUUUUUAUUCUGUAUAGAGAAUGACAAGGAUACACUGUUGUCAAAUUUAAGUUUAGAUUUAGAGACGUGCCAAAAUCGACACCAAUAUUAAGCUAAAUGUUCCCAAGUACAUUCUCUAUUGAUGGAGAAUUGGUAGAAAAACCAAUAAAAGCUUAGCUUUCUUUUAGAUUGAAUUCCUGUCAUUACUUCAAAUACAAAUUAAGUGGACUUAAGUCCAUGUGUAACUCAGUUUUCUAUCUUUUAGGGUUCCGUACCCAAAGGGUAAAAACUAUUACUAACCCUAUUACUAAGACUGCUGUCUGUCUGUCUGUGACCAGGCUGUAUCUUAUGAAUGCUGAUAGCUAGACAGUUGAAAUUUUGACAAAAUAUGUAUUUAUGUUGUUGCUGUAACAAUAAAUAUUAAAAACAGAAUAAAAUAUUUAAUGGGGGCUCCUAUAUAACAGAUGUGAUUUUAUUGCUGUUUUUUGCUUGAUAUUAUAUAAUGGUGUCUAAUGUUGUUUAAAUAAAUAAACCCUUCACCUGCACUUGCACUUGCCCAGUUUUUUUUCUAUAGAAGUAAUUCUUUAAAAACAUAUUUAAUGUGCAAUAAAAAGGUGCUUUCUGUCAGAUUAAAAUGUGAAUAAUUUUGACAGGGUCUAAAAGAUGGCCCUUAAUAUAAAGGAUAAACAAUCCACUAUGAAUAGAAAGCUCCAUAAUCUAGAACAAAAUUUUGAAAUAUCUAGGGUUUUUUCCUGUACCCCAAUAUCCAGUAUAGGUAUUUAAUUAAAUGACUCAUAUUGCCUUGCUAUAUUAUGUAGCUAGGUAGUUAUCUAAAGUAUUGGUGUCAUACAGGAUGACGGUAUGGUAAUUAUGGUUCAGUAGCCAUAGAACUGUAUAAAUAAUUACAAAUUAAAACAUGACCUUGUUGCAGAAAACAGAAAAAAGGAAAGUACAAUGCAAUAUCAAUAUUACAAUCUCAAACAACUUUCAUUUCAUUUGAUACUGUUUCAUCAAAUCAAGGAUCUUUAAGGCACAAAGUCAUGUAGUUAUUAUGUUACCUCUAAAAUAAAAUGUAAGUUACUGUCAAAAUGCUAAUGAAUUGCAUAAAAAACUUAUCAUAUCUUAUUUUCUUUCAUAACAUACAAGCAAUUUAUGAAAUUGGCAGUAUAAUUUCCAAUUAAUUACUUUUUUUGCAUAGUGAGACUUGGCCUUGCCGCACGUUAAUUUAUUUUCGUAGAAUUAACUAUGACCUGUAUUUUGAUGGCAUUAAAGUUGAAUUUACUCUGCGAUUUAAUUGUGGAUCGGUCACCGACCAGCCUUCGAGUUUAGUUGCUGUCGUGCGACUUUGAUUCGCAAUUUAUCUUACCUGUGAUCUCAACAUUGGUUGCCUACUACGAAAUGUGUGAACAUAGCUAAGUUCAAGAGAAUGUUGUUUGUUAAAGCCUAGCACACAGCUUUUUCCUGCACCUGGCAGAAACACCACUAGUUUUUUGUAUAAAAAAUAUUGUGCAAUUUUUCGUCCGUAAGGACAAUCACCACAUCGGUCUUUCCAGCUAUAUUUGUAUCCAGCGGCUUCCUGCGACUUCGAGCAAUCUGUUCCGAUCUUCUACUAAGGUCUCCAGCCAUAAGUACAGCUACAAGCGAAUUGAAGUUGUAUAAUACAUAUAUAUAAUAAGGUGUAUACUCGCUAUUAUUGUUAAAUGCCACGUCCUUUUCACUCCAGAAGCUUAAAAAUGUCCUCCAACCCAGCUGUGAACAGUUUCGGACAUAUUAAAUCUCCUUCUUUCACGCCUCAUUUCAGUUAGAUAGCAUUUUAGCGCUUGGUUGCUGUUGGACUGAAAUAGUGGCGCCUUUGGAGAGACUGUAGCACCGCCCAGUAGGCCUAUUCGCUUUAUUUACUGAUCUACUACUGCUUUAUUAUAAUGCCACUGAGGUACUUGUGCUAAAACGCGUCGAUGGAUAUGCAAUUUUCACUUUAAUUGUAUACUGUUGAACAGGCAACGACAAAAAAGUUAGCGAAGAGGCAAACAAGUCUCAAUCGUAUCAAAGGCAUUCUCAAAUCCACGAAAGUGGCAGAUUAUACUAUUCAGUCUUCUGUAUAACGUGCCAAAUGCCGCGGAGUCGGACUUGGAAGUCGUACAAACUGCGUGUGAGACGAUUUAUAAAAUUACUCUAAAAAAACAAGUAACUUAAGUCAUUAUUAUUAUUUAUCUUACUCGUUCAUUGUUACCUAUUUCCUACCAAGAUUAAACAAUCGUAUCAUUAUGCGAAUGUUGUACAUCUGAUUUACAUAAAAAUAUUUCGAGACAUCAAUAUGUGAAUUAAUAGUUUAAAAAACUAAAAACACGCUUUUACUUACUGCACUAAAAAGUCAAAAAUAAACAAAAUAUACUCUGUGUUUACUUCAUUAGGGCUUUAGAGUAAGCCAUGCUUAUAGUUGAUAUUAAGAUUUAAAAGAUAAUAGAUAAAACUCUGAAAGCGAUUUUUUUUUCUCGUUUUCGCAAUAUUUUUCAUUGAUGCUCCGCUCUCCUAUUAGUUUUAUCGUGAUGAAAUAUAACCUAUAACCUUCCUCCAUGAAUGGGCUAUCACAAAAAGGUAUUUCAAUUUAAAUCAGUAGUUCCUGAGAUUAGCGCGUUCAACCAAACAUUCAAACAAACAAACUCUUCAGUUUUGUCCUGUCCUAUGUCUAGCAAACUUCACUGAAUUGUAAAUUAUAAUGAAAUCCCAACUAAGAUUAUACCAUGACGUUAAAUAGAUCGUUUCAUAAUUAUAUUUUCAGGGAUUUUUAUAUGCUAAAAGUAAAAUAACCAUGUUAUUGUUUACCUACUUACUAAUCUUUGUGCUAAUUGAAGUAGGGAAAACCAAGAAGCUUUAACACUACCGAGAGAUAAUAAAGAUAAAAGAUUCUAUUAAAUGCACAAUUAGUUUAUUGUCUUGGUCUGAGUAAGGCAGUCUAUUGAUUACACCACUCAAGUAACAUUUUGCAAAUCGAUGAGAAAACACUGCGAAAGCAGUACAAGAUUUUUCUUUCUUUAAUACUUAAGUAUAGCUGUUUGCUUUUGUGUGCCGCAGUUAAAAUAUAUCAAAGGGUUAUGUAGUAGGUAGGCGAUGGUUUGGAAAACUAUCACUAUUAUGCUUUUUUAUGUAAAAAAAAUAGUAAACAAGCUAUAUAUAUGAUAUGAGUCACAUCUGGUAUGUGCCUGAUGGUAGCUAGCUGUCACCAAUCUUGCAGAGGCGAAGCGCUUCGAGGUCUCCUUUUUAUCUCCGAAGGACACGGGGCUAGUUUACUCGCUGCUAGCGAACUCGCGGGCUUGUAGCUUGUAAAAUAGCAUCGAGGCUUAACGUUUCAUAAAUUCGCUUCGAUGCGCUUCGACUCUGCACUUAUAUGAACUGACCAUUAGACGUUAGCGAUACCAGAGUGUCACUUGCGUGGUUGCAUACAACCCUAAUGCAAUCCUCUGCGCCACGGAGCCUUAGAACCAUUCUCACAGACAAACACAACAGCACCUAAGGGCAGUGAUAAAAACUCACUUUGUAAGACGUGAAGAAGAAGAAGGAGGUUAGUUCCACAGGACGGGAGCUCCAAUUCUAGUGGCAAAUCCGACAUAUACUGCCUCUCUUUGGCUUCUUUGUACACUCGGAUUAAAUCAUUUAAUCUGACCAAUUUAAUGUUUUUUUUAUAUUUAGAUAUAAAGUCGAGAAGGUAAUUAAAGUUUGAAAAGAUCUUGCGUAACUGUAAAUACAUAUGUAAUCUAUACAUUUAAUAAAAUGAUAGGAAAGUCAAAACUGUACAUUGAAUAUUUCUUAAAAGAAUACUUGGGGUGUGAUCUACAAUCGAUACCGAAGCCAAAAAUAUAGUUUUCAGAAUUUUUAACUGCUUGUCUGUAUGUAUGUCCGGGAUAAACUCAAAAAGUACUGCAUGGAUUUACUUCAAAUUUGGCACGAAUAUUAUUAAGAAGUUGGGUCAACAUAUAGGCUGCACAUUGUCACGCUAUCACCUACGGGGACACAGGAAACAGCGAACCUUUAUUUCUUCAAACGCAUUCUGUAACAACGUGUAAUUGUCGCAGCGAAAUACCACUCACUGAAAAUCUCAGAAACUAUAUACAUCUACAAACUUAAAAUUUGGCAGGUCCAGAAAUAUAUUGUUUUGUAUGCAAAUGUAUUUCAAGAACCAGUGAAGUACCUGUGAUAAUCAAAGUGAUUUAAAGUUAUUUAUUGAAUUAUUACUAUGGACCCUAAAUAUUAUGAUACGGAAAGAGAACAAAAUCCGAGGGAAACAGCGAGAUUCUUUUCACAUAUAGGUUAUUGGUACACUCGACCUAUCUUCAAAAAAGGCAGAAAUGGACAACUUAGCAUGUCGGACAUUUACAGAUGUAUGUCUAUGCACAGGGCGGCACCCCGAGGGGAUGAAAUUGGAAAAAAAUGGAAACAGGAAUUACAAAAGAAAAAUGAAAAUAGGAAACCGUCGCUGCUUCGAGCAAUUGUCAGGAUAUAUGGUUGGAGGUUCCUUUUCUUAAAUAUAUUAUUUUCCUUCGGUGACACCACUGUAAAAUUAGCGGUACCGCAGUGCCUUGACGGACUUCUCAGUUAUUUUUCCCCAUCUCAUGGGGGAGUGCCAAAGACGCACGCGUACUUAUAUGCUGGUGGCAUCAUUGGAUUACAGUUGAUUCAAUCAUCCAUACUGCCGCCAAUGCUACUAUGGCUCUUGGAGCUGGGCCUCAAAGUACGAGUUGCCUGCGGCUCUCUGAUAUACAGAAAGCUUCUUCGUCUCGAUUUGAACUGUGGCGGGCAAGCAUCAGAAGGGUUAACUGGACAUGUGAUAAAUUUAUUAACAACUGAUGCAGAUCGUUUCGAUAUGGCAGCUUUAUUCUUAAUGGAGUUCAUACGUGCACCCCUUGAAAGUGCAAUCAUUGUAUAUCUCAUGUAUCGACAAAUAGGCGCCGCUAGUUUAAUCGGUGUCGCAUUCAUCGUGCUCUUCAUACCUUUACAAGGGUACAUUGGCAAGAUAUCCAGCAAGUUACGGCACCAGACCACAGUCAGGACUGAUAAUAGGAUUCGCAUGAUGAAUGAGGUCAUACAAAGCAUUGAGGCUAUCAAAAUGUACGCGUGGGAGAAGGCGUUCGCGAAAAUGAUCAGUUUUGCAAGAAGAAAAGAAAUGGAUAUCAUCAAAAAAAUGUCGUGGCUACACGCCGUCAUGUUAUCUUGCGUUAAACUGAACACCAAAGUGGCCAUAUUUCUUAGCAUAAUAUCGCUGAUCACAUUCGAUAAUCAUCUCACUGCAGCAAAAAUAUACGUAGCACUCAGCUACUACGAUAUGCUUCGGUUGAAUUUGAUAGAUUUCUUGCCACUAGCGAUAAGUUCCACCCUUGAAGCUAAGGUGAGUUUGAAUAGGAUGCAAGAGUUUUUGCUACUCAAAGAGGUGGAAAAUAAUAAUGGUAUUGAUUUGGUUACUAUUGAUGAAGACCAGACCGAUCCUAAAGGUGCAUCAAAGACAACGAGCAAUGGAAAUAAUGUAAUAGACAGCCAAGUGAAAUCGAGCAUGGAAGAACCUAAGCCUCCUGUUCUAAUAUCAAUGCAGAAUUACACUGCGCACUGGACGAACACAGAUGACGAAUCUUUAGAAAAGGUUACCGCGCUAAACAAUAUUGAUCUGAAGAUUAAACCGGAAAUCCUAACCGUAGUAAUAGGCACAGUUGGUGCGGGUAAAUCUACACUACUGCAAGCAAUGUUGGGAGAGCUGAGUCCCACAAGUGGGAAGCUAGAGGUUCACGGAAAACUUGCAUACGCUGCGCAAGAUCCGUGGCUAUUUGAAGCGUCGGUUCGUCAAAACAUUCUGUUCGGUCAAAAGAUGGACUACCGGCGGUACAAUAAGGUGAUCGAGUGCUGCCAGCUCAAAACAGACUUGGAUAUACUCCCGCACGGGGACAAGACUAUUGUGGGCGAAAGAGGUGUAUCUCUUUCUGGCGGACAAAGAGCUCGGAUAUCGUUAGCUCGUUGCGUGUACCAGAAUGCUGAUGUUUACCUCCUGGACGACCCAUUAGCAGCUGUCGAUGCUAAAGUAGCGCACGCGAUCUUCAUGGACUGCGUACGCGGGUUCCUGCGGUCUCGCGCCGUAGUUCUGGUUACGCACAAUGUUCAGUACGCACCCUACGCAGACCAGGUUAUCGUCAUGAGGGAUGCUCAGAUACAACUACAAGGAUCAUACGAUGAAUUGAAAAAUGAAACUAGCGAAUUUGAGAAACUGGUAGAAGUCUCUGACAAGAACGGCGAAUUGGUCAACAGUGAAAAACAGGAGAGUGCUAAACACAAAUUCCGAUCGCAAAAAUCCUUAUCUGGGACUUCACAACUCUCUUUUAAUAUGGACAUGAACAACGAAAUGGACCCAGAUUAUGAAGGGGAGCAUCAAAACGAGGGGUCUAUAUCUAAAGAUGUGUACCUCGCUUACGUCAAGAGUGGUGGCUCGAAAUGGACCAUGUUCCUACUUGUUUCCUUGUUUGUCACCGCGCAAGUGUUCUACUCGUCUUCAGACUUGUGGUUACAAGAGUGGGUGAACAUAGAAGAAGAAAAUCUCGCUGAACUUCUAGUACAAACAAACGAAACACAAACAAAUAUAACAUUAUCCAACACGACAACUGUGGACCCAGAAUCGAGUGUGGUUUACGAGGAGCUUGCGUCCAACCGCUUCGGUCUCACCCGUGAGCAGUGCAUGUACGUGUUCGGCGCACUGAUAGGUAUCUGCGUCUUCUUCACUUGGAAUAAAUUAUUCUUCUUCUACAACACAUGCAUCAAGGCUUCGAUAGCACUACACGAUAACAUGUUUAGAGGUGUUACCAACGCCCCCAUGUGGUUUUUCCACCACAACCCUUCGGGUCGCAUUCUUAACAGGUUUUCUAAUGAUAUGGGACUGAUAGACACAGAAUUGCCCGGCUCUUUGGUUGACUGUGCUGGGUUCUUCCUAGAAGUAGUGUUCAUAUUGAUCGUGGUCUGCCUAAUAAACUGGUGGCUGAUUCUGCCUACCAUAGGGCUGACAGUCGUUCUGUUCAUGUUGCGCAGUCUGUACGUCUGUACCAGCCGUGAGUUGGAGAGGAUUAAAGCUAUUGCGAACAGCCAAUCCCUGAACCAUGCGACGUCAACAGUAUCCGGUUUGACCACGAUCAGAUCGUGCGGAGUCCAACAACGUACAGUUGCUCAGGAGUUCGACAAGUCACAAGACUUGCAUUCAUCCGCGUGGGUGCUUAUACUGGUCGCCACGCGCGCCUUCGAGUGGUGGAUGGAUAUGCUGUGCUGCGCGUUCUUAGCCUGCGUCGUAGGCAGCUUCCUUCUGAUGGACGCUGAACAAACUGCAAGUGGCAGCGUCGGUCUAGCCAUCACUCAAGUACUAGGCCUCGUUGGUAUGUGUCAGUUUGGCAUGCGGCAGACUGCUGAAAUGGAAAACGAAAUGACUUCUGUUGAACGAAUAUUGGAGUAUACCAAUUUGCCGUCAGAAAGCCCAGUGGAGCCCGAUAUACACGCCAUAAAGAAUAAACAUCCAGGACUGGAUCUGGACAGCUGGCCUGCUAAAGGUGAAAUAGUCUUCGAAGACGUAUCUUUAGAGUACGAGAAGCCGCCAAAGAAGGAAAACGUCAAAGGGAACAAGAAGGGAAAGAAAGCGGUAGAAGAAGAACACAAGGGACAUAGCAAGGAAGAGCCGGUAUUCGCCAUCAACGGCGUCAGUUUUAAGAUCAAGAGUUCGGAGAAGGUUGCUGUGGUAGGCAGGACUGGAGCCGGCAAGAGUUCUUUGAUCAGCGCACUGUUCAGAUUGAACCGCAUAACCGGGCGCAUCCUCGUGGACGGCGUGUCUGCCGAAGAGACUGGGUUACGUACUUGGCGUUCGCAUCUAUGCGCGUUGCCGCAGCGACCCGCGUUGUUCGCCGCCAGCCUGCGCGACAACCUCGACCCUGCCGGCGAGUACAGUGACGCACGCGUGCACCGCGCCCUCGAACAGGUGGAACUACGCGAGAUGGUGAGCAAACUACCCGCCGGUUUGAACAGCAAAGUUGGAGACGGCGGCGGCAACCUGUCAAGUGGUCAGAGACAGUUGGUGUGUCUGGCUCGUGCCGCCCUCGCCGGCGCCCGCCUUCUAGUACUAGACGAGGCCACCGCCAACGUGGACGCCGCGACAGAUAAACAGAUCCAGAUGACGAUCAGGAACAAAUUUGCCGAUGCCACAGUCCUCACCAUAGCUCAUCGGUUGAACACUGUCAUGGAUUACGACAGAGUCAUUGUUAUGGACAAGGGUCGUGUUGUAGAAUCUGGCCAUCCCUACGAGUUACUCACUCAAAUGAACUCUACUAACAAUCAGGCUCCUCUGGUUGCAGCUGAAAACUCCUCCUUGAGAAGUAGGACGUACUCUGAUAAGUCAGAGACUACUGGUAUAUUCAACAUGUUGGUCGAGCAGACUGGGAAGGAUUCAUCCGCGGUGUUAUACAAAAUGGCUGAAGAGAGUUACAACAAUAUGCUGAAGAAGAAAAUCUCUUAAAUCAACUCAAUAUUUUUACAUAAACAGUAUACGUAUGCGUACCUACGAUAGCGAACUUACAGUCAGAAUGGCUUUAGUUAAUUAUACUACUUAAACUUGAAUCAACUUCACAAAAUUUCCUAUCCUGACUCAGUUUUUUCUAAGCACUAUAAAAUAUAUGAGUACAAUGAAUCCCCAAUGCAAUAGACGGAAUAAACAGGUCCUGAACAAAAUAAAUAAGUACACAAUACUAAGCUCAUAAUAAUAAACGACCACUAAAUUCGAACUAAGUAUAGUCUGUGCGGAAAGAGAAUGGGCGUGGCGAAAAACCCAGCAAUCUGUAAAACGUCAAAGUUUUGUAUUGAUACGGAUUUGUUUGUUGUUGUGAUUUCUUGCGGUUUUUUGUAUUUAAUCAUUUCUAAAAGGGGUAAAACCUUACAAAUACGGUAGAAAAGCACUAAAGCGCCCCCCAAUCUAAAUCCCAUUCUCUUUCCGCACAGACUAAAAAUUUCUCACAGACUAAAUAUAUUUUGGCACUAGUAGUGCGAAAUAACUGAAAAAUAAAGUUAUUCUGCCGCUAUAAACUAUAUUUAUGGCAAUGAAUCGCCAUGCAUAUGCUAUAAUUUAUUUUUGAUGUGUAACAUGUUUCCUCUCGCUUUCCUGCAAUUUGAUUACGUGAAGUGGGACGGAAGUAUGUAACAGGAAGUUUGGGAAGCGCGCGCUAUAUGAUUUGAUUUUAGAACAUAAUGUUCAAAUGGCUUAUUCCUUUUGUAGCAGUAGGUUUUAUUUCUUUUUUUACUAAUAUAAGGUGAGGUUUCAAAUGUUACACAUCAUACGCGACUACUGUAAAUCUCGCUCUUUUUUUUUAAUUAUUUAUCACAACUAAGCAUAAUUAAGUUGUAGUUAUACAAACAGGAAAUUAAUACCUUUUGUUUCUUUGAAUUUUAAGAAGUUAAAAAUCUUAAAUCGCAUAAAAUUCGGAAAUUGUGUUUUCAUUGUAACAGCAAGCUGCUAACUUCGUUGCGAUAUAAUUAAAAAAAUAUAUAUUAAUUUGUAGCAGAUUAGCUUUACCUGUUGAUAUGCCGUCAAGAAGUAGUGAAUAGUAACAAAGUUUACUAUGCCUGCUACUACACAAUCGUUAUGAAUGUAAACCUACUUACAUGACGGAUCAAUUUUCAAUAGCUAAUAGUACUUGAGACAGAAUUUUAGUUCUCUUAAUUUACCCCUAGUGGCGGAAUAUUUUUAUUUAUUCAGUGAAAACUGUUGGCAAGCUAGACACAUCGUGAACUACACUUGUUUACCUCCAGUGAUAAUAAACAAGUAUAAUAUCAUCAUCAGCCUAAUAAUGUCACUCCUGGGGCAUAGGCCUUCCCUACGGAUGGAAUAGGGAGAUUGGGCCAUGACCCACCACACGGGCCCAGUGCGGAUUGGUGGGUGCUAACGACUGCAGAUGCAGCCGGGACCAACGGUUUAACGUGCCUUCCGAAGCACGGAGGAGCUCGAUAUAGUAAAUUUUUGGUCACUCAUCCAAUGACCGACCACUUGCGCCAUCGAGCUCCGAGUAUAAUAUAUUAGGUACUAAUUGUUUAUGUAUCGUUAUUUUCAAAGCUAGACAUCAGUAGAUGGAGUAAUUUGCAGCGCCUUAUAAAACAAAUGUGAUACAAUUUGAUACGGCAAUAACAACACCAACAGUGCCUUAGUACAAUGGAUCUGGGUUUCGAAUAAUGCAUUUGUUCAUGUUAUGAGCAUUUAGCGCAGAACCAUUAAACACUAUAUUAUUAACUAUUUUAUAUGAAGUAGGUACCGUAAGGUAUUAGUCAUAAUAAUAUAUAUAAUAUUCUAAUAUAUAUUGUAUGACAAGUACAAACUCGGUGCUUGGUUUGAAACUAAAUCAAUGAUAUUUUAGAACAAAUAUAUCAAGUUGCAUAGCAACCUUUUGUUUUAGUAUGUAUGUAAUUUAGUUUAAUUACUUACAGGGUGCACAAACAGUGGUAAUAUAAUAUACCAUAUCAUUGUACGUAGUGAUAGAAUAGUUAACAUUCACCAGUGUUUCACGCUUGUAUAAAUUAUUAAAUUAUUGUUCAAUAAAUAUGUGGUGCUAAGUACUUUUUGAAUGUUACGAAUUUAAUGUUUCGGCAUUUUAUGUUACUUAAUGCAGUAUUAUUUUACUAUUUAAAUUAAUUUAUUUAAGAAGAAUUGUUAUUUCGAAUGCAGAAAACUUAUUGUUGCUUAUUUUUUUACAAUUUUAUAUAGAUUACUUAUAUUAUUUUACUAUGAAAGUGCUAUGAAACUACUAUUUACAUCACAAAAGAUAUUUUAGAAUAAGAUUCUUAGUACUUAUAGGUAUAUCAAAACUUUAAUCAAAUUAUUUUAUAAAGAACCUUCAAAAAUAUAACCUAUAAUAGGUGAAAAAUUAAUAAUUUUAGAAAAUUACGAGAAAUUUAAAUGUAAUAUUAUAAAAAUUUCACAACAAAAUCAAUUAUGUACUUAAAAUCUUUUCAAAACUGAAAAUGUAUUUAUUUGUAAUAGGUAGCAGGUAUACAAUUAAACUGGGCAAAUAAUGGUGCUUGUUUUCACUACACAAAUAAAUUAUAUUUUAAACAGGUGCUUACAAUUUAUAUUCGUCAAUACAUACGUAACUAUAAUAUAUUAUAAAUGUUUUUAUACAAUUAUUACUUUUUGCAAGCGUUCUUGCCUUAAUUUUAAGUGAAAUAACAAACUUUUGUGUGAUGCACAUGCACGUUAAUUGUAGAUUGUCAGUGAUUAAGCACAAAAGGGAAUUUUGGGAAUUGGAAAAGGGAACCGUGCAUACAAAAAUGAAGCUGGAAUAUUUUAUUUUUACAGGAAAUCAUGAAUGUACCGUACACAUAUCAUUAAUUCAAACGUCGCACAUUCCAACAUCAAUUCGAUUUUAUUUAUUUCCUAUAUAUUAUUAAUCAAUGCAACCAUACUCCUGUUUAUUUGUUACUAUUCAAUAAACAGUGAAAUUCACAAUA